AUGCCAGCAAGGUUUGCGUUUGAUCCGUCUGUCAUCCAGCUGAGAAGCGUGCUGAGCAAAUGGAUGGCAUUGAAGGCACGUCAUCGGAUCAUCGAGCCAUCGAGUCUCUGGCGGUGUGCAUGGGCCGAGGAGUUCACGAAUCACGAGGGCGUCGCCGAGGCGACGUCUUUCAAGUCCUGUCCUGUGAAUCCCAUCUGGCGCGCGAAACGCUGA
Colletotrichum higginsianum IMI 349063 is the source of this 213-nucleotide messenger RNA. RefSeq lists its product as uncharacterized. The transcript has a single exon. The record is from RefSeq and is a predicted model, not a curated record. Bases 1 to 213 code for a protein of 70 amino acids. NCBI's taxonomy places the organism in Eukaryota, Fungi, Ascomycota, Sordariomycetes, Glomerellales, Glomerellaceae.